CCCGUCACCAUCGCGUCAUACCAAGCGAGAACACACCAGCAAGAGCACACACAAAGCAAGCGGCAGCUUUGAUCGCGUCGAUCCUAGCGACCUUAAUCGGGCGGGGUUGUUGUUGAUCAGCUGGUCUUCUUCUGCUCGAUCGCGUGAAGGGCGCAGACACUUCCUUGGAUCGGCGGUGAUGUCGAAGGGAGCUGCGGCAUUUGCGCUCGUGUGCCUCGCCGUGAUGGCGGCGGUGGCGGACGGCGCGCUGCUCCCGUGGUUCGGCGACGGCAGGCGCGGGCGCGACGAGGCGGCGGCGGCAGCCGUGUCGCCGCUGUCGGACCUGGGCCUCCUGGCGGACCCGUUCCGGAUCCUGGAGCACGUGCCCUUCGGCUUCGACCGCGACGACGUGGCCAUGGUGUCCCUGGCGCGCGUGGACUGGCGCGAGACCCCCGAUGCGCACGAGAUCGCCGUCGACGUGCCGGGGAUGCGCAAGGAGGACCUCAAGAUCGAGGUCGAGGACAACCGGGUGCUGCGGGUGAGCGGCGAGCGGCGGCGCGCGGAGGAGCACAGGGGCGACCACUGGCACCGCGAGGAGCGCUCCUACGGCAGGUUCUGGCGCCAGUUCCGCCUCCCCGAGAACGCCGACCUCGACUCUGUCGCCGCCAGCCUCGACAACGGCGUGCUCUCCGUGCGGUUCAGGAAGCUGGCGCCCGAGCAGAUCAAGGGCCCGCGCGUCGUCGGGAUCGCCGGCGGGGACAGCGACGGCGACGCCAAGAAGAGCAUCGGUGCGGGCGCCGGGGAGGAGCAUCGGGCCAAGAAGGUCGAGCUGUGAGUAGUGAAUUGAGGAGGGUGACUGACGUACGCGUGCUCGUUGCCGGCAUGAUUUGGAUGUCUACGUGUAUCCUGUAUACAGAGAAGUGUGUCGCGUGUCAUACUUUGCCAUGUAAAUGUGCGAAGUUAACUCGGGAAUAAAAAGUCUCUGAUCUUCCUUUCGUCGAGGAAAAAAA
Messenger RNA from Panicum hallii, 989 nucleotides. Its product is annotated as 23.2 kDa heat shock protein-like. The record is from RefSeq and is a predicted model, not a curated record. NCBI's taxonomy places the organism in Eukaryota, Viridiplantae, Streptophyta, Magnoliopsida, Poales, Poaceae. Gene Ontology annotation, biological process: protein complex oligomerization; response to hydrogen peroxide; response to salt stress. The transcript has a single exon. The coding region runs from base 179 to 814 and encodes 211 amino acids.